This is a messenger RNA of Aspergillus caelatus, 1488 nucleotides long. RefSeq names its product MFS transporter. Gene Ontology annotation, molecular function: transmembrane transporter activity. Gene Ontology annotation, cellular component: membrane. Bases 1 to 1488 code for a protein of 495 amino acids. Gene Ontology annotation, biological process: transmembrane transport. The transcript is spliced from 11 exons. The record is from RefSeq and is a predicted model, not a curated record. NCBI's taxonomy places the organism in Eukaryota, Fungi, Ascomycota, Eurotiomycetes, Eurotiales, Aspergillaceae.
AUGCCAACAGAAGACGGCAUCCCACAUAGUUCAUCUCCGGAACACGUAUCUAGUCCCAGCAACAGCAUCGAUGGAAGAGGCUUUGUCGAGACGAUCCAAUGGGAUGAAGACGACCCGGCCCAUCCUUUCAAGAGAGGUUUAACGACGAGAUGGCUGACUGUUGUUAUUAUAUCUCUUUGCUCACUUUGUGUCGCUUGCACAUCUUCCAUAUAUACUACGACCUACGAUCAACUUCUGGAUGAGUUCCAUUGUUCACAAGAAGUUGCAACGCUAGGGCUAUCACUUUUUGUUUUCGGCAUGGGGUUUGGGCCGCUGAUAUUAGGCCCUUUAUCCGAGCUGUAUGGGCGGAGAGUCAUCUUUUUGAGCUCUUUUACUUUCUUCCUCAUUUGGCUGAUUCCAUGUGCAGUCGCGAGGAAUAUACAAACACUACUCAUUUCUCGGUUCUUCAAUGGUUUUUCAGGCAGUGCCUUCCUCAGCGUUGCUGGAGGUGCAGUUGGAGAUAUGUUUCCUCGGCAUCAACUGGCUGCUCCUAUGAUGGUAUAUACUGCAAGUCCCUUUGUUGGACCUGAGCUUGGGCCUCUCUUGGGUGGCUUUAUAAACCAGUAUACAAAUUGGCGCUGGACUUUUUAUACCUUACUAUUCUGGGCCGCCACGAUGUUAGUUUCGAUAUACUUAUUCGUGCCCGAAACCCAUCAUCCAGCAAUUCUAACGCAAAAGGCACGAAAAGUCAGAAAGCAAACGGGGAACUCAUGGCCGUUAGGACCAAGCGAGAAUAGCAACGUACCUGUGAGCGAACUUAUCCUCCGCUCUAUCGUCCGGCCCGUCAAGCUUCUGACGUUGGAGCCUAUGUGCCUGAAUCUAUGUAUAUACUCUGCACUUCUGCUGGGCAUACUUUAUCUUUUCUUUGGUGCAUUUCAGACCGUUUUCAAGUCUGUAUAUGGGUUCGAGUUAUGGCAGAGAGGACUCACAUUUCUGGGUCUUCUCGUCGGGAUGGUGUUGGCCAUUCUCUCCGACCCAUUUUGGCGUCAAAACUAUCAGCGUCUGGAAAGAGACCAUCAUGCUCGAGAUCCGGAAGCAUCUGGGUUCGACCCAGAAUGGAGACUUCCUCCAGCUAUAGCAGGAGCACCAUUAGUAACAAUUGGGCUUUUUAUAUUCUCAUGGACGAUUUAUCCGGGCAUUCACUGGAUAGUGCCGUUGAUCGGAAGUGCGCUUUUCGGAGCUGGGACAAUCCUGGUUUACUCUGGCAUCUUCACCUUCCUCGUCGAAGCCUACCCUCGUUACGCGGCCAGCGCCUUAGCGGCAAACAGCUUUACCAGGUCGACAUUCGCAGGAGCUUUCCCAUUGUUCGGGACUCAGAUGUACAACAAAUUAGGGCUAAAUUGGGCUUCGUGUCUACUCGCAUUUCUUACUUUGGCGAUGGUGCCGUUUCCGUACAUCUUCUAUAGGUAUGGGGCUCGGAUUCGGAAGAAGAGCCGGUUUAGCUCUUAG